This is a messenger RNA of Tricharina praecox, 1404 nucleotides long. RefSeq names its product hemolysin-III related-domain-containing protein. Bases 1 to 1404 code for a protein of 467 amino acids. Gene Ontology annotation, molecular function: signaling receptor activity. Gene Ontology annotation, cellular component: membrane. The transcript has 2 exons. NCBI's taxonomy places the organism in Eukaryota, Fungi, Ascomycota, Pezizomycetes, Pezizales, Pyronemataceae. The record is from RefSeq and is a predicted model, not a curated record.
AUGGCCGCCUGCACCGGUUCGGCAGGACUGGUCAACACCUGGGAACGCGACGACACUGAUGUUCAGCCGCAGAGAAAGGUCAAGUAUCGCAGGAAACACUCUCGACAGCUCUCCACCAUAGAUUAUCUGGAGGGCGAAUCGGAUUUGCUGUUGAAAGUCGACCACUUCCUCACCGAGCUGGAGCAGCGGCUGGACCAUCUCGAGAAAUACGGCAACCUCAAGUUCGACCAGGGCAUCGAGCGCGCGUGGAGUACACUGCAGGAUGUGCGACUGGAGUGCGGGCGCAUGGGAGGAGAGGUGAUCGACGAGGGCAAACGGCGAGCCAAGGCCAUUGUCGACAUUCUCGAAUCGCGGUACCACGAGGCAUUGGAGGCUAAGGAUACACUGCCCGGCAAGGUCGCGGCCAGCGUGCACUUUCUGGAUGAACUGCUGGAGGAUUUUGAGGCGCGGGCACAGGCGAGUCUAGACAGGAAGCUCGAUCGCGCCAGGCGCGGGAUGGAGGCGGUCGCAGGCGCAAGGGAUAUGCUUUCGGUUUCGAUCGAGCGGGCCAUCGCGCUGGCGAAGGAGCGGAGGUUGAUCACGUACGAGGAGCUGCCAGUGCCGUGGAGGGUCAACCCGCACAUCCUCGACGGCUACAGGUUCACCGAGAGCAAGGUCGAGUGCGUCAAGUCGGUGUUCUGUUCGUUCAGCAACGAGACUUGCAACAUCUGGUCGCACGGCCUGGGCUUCUUCAUGGUCCUCGCGAUCGCCUUCUACUUCUACCCCACGUCGCAAAUGUUCCACUACCACACCACCGCGGACAAGCUCAUCAACGGACUGUUCUUCCUCGCCGCGGCUAAGGCUAUGGCUUGCAGCGCCAUCUGGCACACCUUCGCGGCGAUCGCGCACCAGGAUGUGAUGGAGCGCUUCGCGUGCGUCGACUACUCGGGUAUCUCGCUGCUGAUCGCAGUGAGCAUCAUGACAACCGAAUACACCGCCUUCUACCACGAGCCCGUGAGCCGGUGGAUCUACAUGACGGCGACGUGUCUCUUUGGCAUCGCAGGCGUAAUCCUGCCAUGGCGGCCCAUCUUCAACCGAGCGGACAUGCGAGUCUACCGAGUCGCAUUCUACCUCACACUCGGAGCCACCGGCGCCUUCCCCAUGAUCCAGCUGUGCUUGACUAGGGGCCCGGCGUGGGUCGGCCUCUUUUACGCACCCGUGCUCAAGAGCGUGCUCGUGUACCUCAUCGGCGCUAUCUUCUACGCUCUUCAGAUCCCCGAGAGAUGGUACCCCGGCUGCUUCGACUUGGUCGGUGGCUCCCAUAACAUCUUCCACUGCAUGGUUGUCUGUGGAAUCCUGUUCCACUGGUACGCCAUGCACGACUUGUUCCACCUCGCCUUGAGCCGCAUGCCCGUCGGCAUCUGA